CUCCGCAUCAAAACCAGGAAAAAGAAAGUUUUCAAUCUGCUUCCCAAACCCAACAAUGGCGAAACUUCUGAUACUCAUUCUGUCAUCGCUUUUAUUACUGCUAUGCUGUUCCGCGACGUCGACGCUCCCGGUGGUGAGGAGAGCGGAGAGGAAGCAGCUGAUGGUGACAGAGUACGGCGAGAUCUCUUCCGUCGACGUCCGCACCGCCGCCGCCCCAACCAAAGGGCCGUACCACGUGGAGUUCAUCACACUGGACCCAAACUCGCUGUUCCUCCCCGUCUUGCUCCACGCCGACAUGGUCUUCUACGUCCACAGUGGCAGCGGGAAGCUGAGUUGGACGGGAGACGGCGAGGACGAAGUGAAGAGGGUCGAUUUGAAGAGGGGAGAUGUCUACAGGCUGGAGCCCGGCUCUGUUUUCUUCUUGCAGAGUGAUUUGGAGAACGAGCGGCAGAAGCUCCGGAUUCAUGCCAUCUUCUCCACUACCGAUGAAGACAUUUGGGAGCCAUGGAUUGGAGCCUACUCCAGCAUUUCCGAUCUCGUCCUGGGAUUCAACGCCAAGCUUCUCCAAUCCUCCUUUGGGGUUACUGAGGGCGUGAUCGAGGAGAUAACCAGCACGCCGAAGCCGCCGGGGAUUGUUCACGCACCGGCUUCAGAGUCUUCAGAAGAGAAGGAGAAGAAGAAAAAGAAAUCAGUGUUCUACGAAUUGGAGAACCGCUUCCUUAAGGUCAUGGCGGGAGAAGAAGCAGGAUUGAUCAAUCUCAAAAAGAGCAAGAAAUCCAAGACCUUCAACAUUCUGGAAGCCGACCCUGAUUUCCACAACUGCAAUGGGUGGAGCCUGACGGUUGAUAAGGGCAAUUACAAGACCCUCAAAGGUUCCAACAUGGGUGUUUUCAUGGUUAACCUGACCAAGGGGGCAAUGAUGGGGCCGCACUGGAAUCCGAUGGCGACAGAGAUCGCGGUAGUCCUUGAAGGGGAAGGAAUGGUGAGAAUCAUUUGUGCUUCAAAUUCGACAGGGUGCAAGAACGAAAGGUUCAUCGUUCGUGAGGGAGACGUGUUUGUGGUGCCACGGUUCCACCCCAUGGCGCAAAUGUCGUUCAACAAUGGGUCCUUUGUGUUCAUGGGGUUCAGUACCACGUCGAAGAAGAACCAUCCGCAGUUUCUUGUGGGGAAGAGCUCGGUUUUCCAGACCCUGGAUAGGGAGGUGCUCGCGUUGGCUUUCAACGCAAGCAACACGACGAUCGAUCAGCUGCUGCUGGCCUCUCAGGAGGAUGCCAUCAUAUUGGAGUGUGUUUCCUGUGCCGAGGAGGAGUUCAGGUUGAUGGUGGAGGAGAUUGAGAGGGAAAGGGAGAGGGAGGAAGAAGAGAGGAAGCGGGAAGAGGAAGAGGAGAGGAGGAAAAGAGAGGAAGAAGAAGAAGAGGAACGCAAGCGACAGGAGGAAGAGGAACGAAAGAGGCAAGAGGAAGAAGAGGAACGAAAGAGGCAAGAGGAAGAAGAACGGAAGCGACGAGAAGAAGAGGAGGAACGAAAGAGGCAAGAAGAAGAGGAGAGGAGGGAGAGAGAGGAAGAAGCGAGGAGGCAAAAGGAGGAAGAGGCUAGGAAGGAGCAAGAACAGGCUAGAAAGGAAGAAGAAGAGAGGAAGAGAAGGAGGGAAGAAGCUGAAGAGGAAGCACAACAAAAGCGCGAAGAGGAGGAAGAAAGGAGACAGCAAGAAGAGGCAAGGAAGGAGGAAGAAGAGAGAGAAAGGCAGAGAAGAGAGGAAGAAGAAGCAGCCAGGGAGAAAGAGGAAGAGGAAGAAAGGCAGAGAAGAGAAGAAGCGGCAAGGGAGAAGGAAGAAGAGGAGGCUACGAGGGAGCAAGAAGAAGCUAGGAGGCAGGAAGAAGAGAGGCAGAGAAGGAGGGAGGAAGAAGAAGCAGCAGCAGCCAGGGAGAGAAGAGAAGAAGCGGCAAAGGAGGAGGAAGAAGGUGGCGGUGGUGGUGGAGGGAGAAGAUCAUUCAGAGAGUUGCCUUUGAAGCUAUGAAUGUGAAAUUGUGAAGGCCACCAGCAAGCAACCGCCAAAAGCAUGUUGAUCCACUUUCUCAAGGACAUGGCAACCGGCUAGCAGUAGGAUUUGGCUCUCUUUUUCUGCAAGCAUAAUCUUAUGGCAGUUUCAAAAUAACGGCUUUUACUGUAUGUGUAUUCAUGUAGUAGAGUUUCAGUUUUGUUUCUGUGUGUUGUUUCUAUCAGUUCUGUAUCAAUGUUGUGAUCC
Messenger RNA from Linum tenue, 2245 nucleotides. The record is from the annotation of a GenBank genome assembly. Lineage: Eukaryota; Viridiplantae; Streptophyta; Magnoliopsida; Malpighiales; Linaceae.